GCCCUCCUCCCCUACCGCCUCCGGUCCCUCUCAAACGGAUCAAGAAGCCAAGGCUUUUUAUUUUUUCCCGUUCGUCCUCGAAAACCCUAGAAGCCCCCAUGGAUCUUCUCCAAAGCUACGGGGACAAGAGCGACGAAGAAGACGGAGAAGAAUCGCGACGAGAAGAAGGAGAAGAGAAGGGGAAAGGAGGAGGGGAGGCGGCCCCUGCCUCGCCGGACUCGGACUCCUCGUCGUCUCCUCCCCGAAUCCUCCCGGCCAAGUCCGCCGCGCCACGGGUGGACGACACCGCCCUCGCCCUCGCCGCUGCUGGCACCUCCCGCUCUCUCCACCGCCCCAUCGACCCGGCCCAGCACGCCGUGGCCUUCAACCCGACCUAUGACCAGCUCUGGGCCCCGAUCUAUGGCCCCGCCCACCCCUUCGCCAAGGACGGCGUCCCCCAGGGCAUGCGUAACCACAAGCUCGGCUUCGUCGAGGACGCCUCCGUGGAGCCCUUCCUCUUCGACGAGCAGUACAACACCUUCCACAAGUACGGCUACGCCGCCGACCCCUCCGGCAUCGACUAUGUCGGCGACCUCGACACCCUCCAGCGCAACCAGGCCCUCUCCGUCUACAACAUCCCCCAGCAGGAGCAGAAGCGCCGCCGCAUCCAGAUGAAGGCCGCAUCUGCUGAGGAAGACCCCGCCGCCGCCGCCGACCCCGACGUCGACAACCCCGCCUCCGAGGAGUGGGUCCUCAAGAACCGCAAGAGCCCGUGGGCAGGGAAGAAGGAGGUGGUCCAGGGUGAGCUUACGGAGGAGCAGAAGAAGUACGCCGAGGAGCAUGCCGCGAAGAAGGCCGAGAAGGAGAGGGGCGGCGAAGGGAGAGGGGACAGGGCCGAGCACGUGGACAAGAGCACCUUCCAUGGGAAGGAGGAGCACGAUUACCAGGGCCGGUCGUGGCUUGCACCUCCGAAGGAUGCCAAGGCCUCCAACGACCACUGCUACAUCCCCAAGCGGUGGGUCCAUACGUGGAGCGGCCACACCAAGGGCGUCGCCGCCAUCCGGUUCUUCCCCAAGCAUGGCCACCUCCUCCUCUCGGCGGGGAUGGACUCAAAGGUCAAGAUUUGGGAUGUCUUCAAUUCGGGCAAGUGCAUGCGUACCUAUAUGGGCCACUCCAAGGCGGUCCGGGAUAUCUGCUUCUCCAACGAUGGUACCAAAUUCUUGAGCGCGGGGUAUGACAAGCACAUCAAGUAUUGGGACACUGAGACUGGGAAGGUUAUCUCGACGUUCUCCACUGGGAAAAUCCCCUAUGUUGUGAAGCUAAACCCCGACGAAGACAAGCAGAACAUUCUUCUUGCAGGGAUGAGUGAUAAGAAAAUAGUUCAGUGGGACAUGAAUUCUGGGGAGAUCACACAAGAGUAUGAUCAACAUCUUGGGGCUGUGAAUACCAUCACGUUUGUGGAUAAUAACCGGAGAUUUGUUACUUCGAGUGACGACAAGUCCCUUCGUGUAUGGGAGUUUGGGAUUCCAGUGGUUAUAAAGUAUAUAAGUGAGCCACACAUGCAUUCGAUGCCAUCAAUUUCUCUUCAUCCCAAUUCAAAUUGGCUGGCGGCACAGAGCUUGGAUAAUCAGAUACUUAUAUAUAGCACCAAGGAAAGGUUUCAGCUGAAUAAGAAGAAGAGAUUUGCAGGACACAUUGUUGCAGGCUAUGCUUGUCAGGUGAAUUUUUCCCCAGAUGGACGGUUUGUUAUGUCAGGGGAUGGAGAGGGGAAGUGCUGGUUUUGGGAUUGGAAGAGUUGCAAAGUUUUCAGGACUCUAAAAUGCCACGAGGGAGUGUGUAUCGGGUGCGAGUGGCAUCCAUUGGAGCAGAGCAAGGUAGCAACUUGCGGAUGGGAUGGCAUGAUCAAAUACUGGUAA
Elaeis guineensis (African oil palm) is the source of this 1895-nucleotide messenger RNA. RefSeq lists its product as uncharacterized. Gene Ontology annotation, molecular function: protein binding; mRNA binding. The record is from RefSeq and is a predicted model, not a curated record. Gene Ontology annotation, cellular component: catalytic step 2 spliceosome. Lineage: Eukaryota; Viridiplantae; Streptophyta; Magnoliopsida; Arecales; Arecaceae. Gene Ontology annotation, biological process: mRNA splicing, via spliceosome.